Molecule: messenger RNA, 1153 nt
Organism: Anneissia japonica
Lineage: Eukaryota; Metazoa; Echinodermata; Crinoidea; Comatulida; Comatulidae
Product: trace amine-associated receptor 5-like
Exons: 2
Coding region: 150-1124 (324 amino acids)
Biological process (GO): G protein-coupled receptor signaling pathway
Cellular component (GO): membrane
Molecular function (GO): G protein-coupled receptor activity
Source: RefSeq, a predicted model, not a curated record
GUCUGUUUGUUCACUUCUUCAAGGCUUGACAGCAGUGUACAGCUCUCAUCAAAGUAAAUAUAAGACAUUUGAAAUUGAGACUAAAGGUUUUCGUAAAAAGUCUUUUCACCCAGUCAAAAACAUUUUAGCCCGAAAUUUUGACCAUCAAAAUGAUGUUUGUUUUAAACGAAACAACAGCGAUGUUUCCUACUGGACAUUCCAUGCUCCAAGAAAUAAUUUUUUCAGUCUUGCUUCAAAUUUCUGGAAUAAUUGCUGCAAUUGGGAAUCUGUUUGUAAUGUCUGUCAUUAUUUGUAAUAAAUCCUUACAUACUCCAAGUAACAUUUUGUUACUCCACCUUGCACUCAUUGAUCAUCUAACGGGAAUUUGUCUAAUAAUAGCUUCAGCAUUUUAUAUUGAGGGCAACUUCGAUAGUUUCCACGAAAUAGAAAAUGGCGUAUCCAUGUGUGUAAUCUUGUCAAUUUUCAAUUUACUCUUCAUUGGAAUUGAUCGUUUAUUAUCCCUUUCCUACCCAUUUCAAUAUAUGAACAUUAAUGACAGAGUCAAAAGUUGGGUUACUGUGGCUGCAAUCUGGUUCCUGGCUACCAUAGUGUAUGUUUUCAGUUUUUAUGGACAGAAUUUCGUAGUGAUAGACUGUGGUGAGUUCUUGUCAAAUGUGGAUAUGGGUACAGUGAUCAGAGAAUUUACUCUCGGAGGCAUCGUCUUGAUAUCAAUUAUGAUUCACAUCCGUGUAUAUUGCAUCGCUGCUAACCAAGCAAGAAGAAUUGCACAAUCGCAAACAGAGAGCCAGGGCCAGUCACCAAUCAACCUUAAAGCAAUAAAAACCACUUUGAUUGUACUUGGUGCAUUCUGUGUUUGCUAUUUUCCUGUUUUAUUUUUUCAAAUGUCGACUUUUAACUGCUCUCCAUUAGGAGGUAAAAAUGCGAAUAAUGUAUUAGCUAUAGCAACCUUUUUCUUGUACAGUGGGUGCACUGUCAAUCCAGUCAUUUACACACUUCGAAGGGAAGAAUUUAAAAAUCAAAUAAAGCGGUUCUUAAACAAAUGCUGCUUUUCAAGAUGUAAACUCAUGGUUGAAAAUUCCAUAGAGAUGUCCAUUUCAACAACAAGAAGGGAGCAAGCAUAUUGAUAAAACAUGUUACAUUUCGAAUAUUUUGG